AUGCGUUUCUCCGCUGUUGCCGUUGCCGCCCUGGCCACCCAGGCCGCCGCCUACAGAGCCGACCGCCCUUCCGGCUCCUACUGGGGCUGGGGUAACUUCGGUGGCGGAAAGUGGGGCGCCGUGACCUCCACCAUUACCGUUCCCGCUCCCACGGCCACGGCCCCGGCCGUCGUCCCGACCCCCGAUGCUGCCCCCGUCGAAGAGGUCGCCGCCACCACCACCCCCGCCCCCGCCGCCACCACCGCUCCUUCCAGCGGCUCCUCCGGUCUGACUGCCGACCAGAAGGCCGCCCUCGACGCCCACAACGCCGCCCGCACCGAGGUCGGCGUCCCGGCUCUCGAGUGGGACGAUUCCCUCGCCGCCGGCGCCCAGGAGUGGGCCACCCACCUGCUCUCCGUCGGCUCCCUGACGCACUCUCAGACCGCCGACCAGGGCGAGAACCUGUACAUGCAGUCCAACACCGACAGCCCCUACGUCAACGCCGCCAACGCCUGGAUCUCGGAGAAGUCCGACUACAACGGCGAGACCAUCAGCUCCUCCAACUACAUGGGCUUCGGCCACUACACCCAGAUCGUCUGGAAGAGCACCACCAAGGUUGGCAUGGCGCUCGCCACCAACUCCCAGGGCACCUACGUUGUCGCCCGCUACUCGCCCCCCGGCAACUUCAUCGGCCAGAAGCCCUACUAG
Colletotrichum higginsianum IMI 349063 is the source of this 687-nucleotide messenger RNA. Its product is annotated as SCP-like extracellular protein. The transcript is spliced from 2 exons. Gene Ontology annotation, cellular component: extracellular region. NCBI's taxonomy places the organism in Eukaryota, Fungi, Ascomycota, Sordariomycetes, Glomerellales, Glomerellaceae. The record is from RefSeq and is a predicted model, not a curated record. The coding region runs from base 1 to 687 and encodes 228 amino acids.